Molecule: messenger RNA, 663 nt
Organism: Penicillium subrubescens
Lineage: Eukaryota; Fungi; Ascomycota; Eurotiomycetes; Eurotiales; Aspergillaceae
Product: DJ-1/PfpI family protein
Exons: 2
Coding region: 1-663 (220 amino acids)
Source: RefSeq, a predicted model, not a curated record
AUGAGCGACAACCCCCCACAAAAACAACCCCUCCGCAUCGGCGUAAUCCUCUUCCCAGGAUUCCAAGCCCUCGACGCCUUCGGCCCCCUCGACGUGAUAAACGUCCUCUCCCGCACCGAACCCAUAACUCUAUCCCUCCUCUCCUCAACCCUCACCCCAAUCUCAACCGCCUCCCCCGACAUCCCAAGCACAACGGGCCAAUCCAUCCUACCAACCCACACCUACGCCACAGCCCCACCCCUAGACGUCCUCCUCGUACCCGGCGGCCGCGGUUCCCGUGGCAGCAGUGGCCCCGUCACCGAAGCAAUCACAUUCAUCCGAACCGUCUACCCAAGCCUGAAAUACCUGAUUACCGUGUGUACGGGGUCAGGCCUUGUCGCGCGGGCGGGGGUGUUGGAUGGUCGACGUGCGACGACGAAUAAAAUGGCAUUUAGGGAGAUGAGGGAUCUGAGGCCGGCGGUGGAGUGGGUUGCGAGGGCGAGGUGGGUGGUUGAUGGGAAUGUUUGGACUUCGUCCGGGGUUAGUGCGGGGAUUGAUGUUACUUUGGCUUGGAUUGGGGAGGUUUGGGGGGAGGAGAAGGCGAGGGGUAUUGCGGAUUGGAUUGAAUAUAGUCGACAUGAGGAUAAGGAUGUGGAUCCUUUUGCGGAACUUUAUGGGCUCUGA